AUGGACUUCUUUACUAGGGAUAUAAAUGAGGACUCUAUGCUUAGAUGUCCAUUCUUGAGGAACAUCAAUGAGCCUACUAACUUCUCAUUCUCUACACCUUUGGCUUUACCAAUGCCUGUUCGUGGAGCUAAAGGUCCAAUUUUUGAAGAUGGCCCGAAUUUUGAUUUGGCAUUUAGGCUUUUCCACGGAAGUGACGGUGUAGUACCCUUAUCUGACAGAUCUUUUCGGCAUUCAGAGAAGAAAGUACAGGCAGAGCCUCCCAAAUCCCAAUUCAAUCCUUUAGCUGCAAAGGCAGCAACUAUUAGUUUGUCAUCAUUUGGAUUUGGUGGGCCUUUCAGUUUUGAUUCAUUUUCUGAAAAGUGGAACAACCAGAAAAGAAAAUCCAGAUCAUCAAAGAACGAACCAUCUUCACAGGAUGGUUCAAAGCAUGAGGCAGGCAAUGAUUGGUUGCAAAAUGGGAACUGCCCAAUUGCAAAGUCAUAUCGUGCAGUUAGUAACGUCCUUCCACUUGUUGCAAAGGUUAUUCAGCCUCCUCCAGGCAUGAAAUACAAGUGCCCACCAGCAGUAGUCGCAGCGCGGGCGGCUAUAGCACGCACUGCAUUUGCUAAGAACCUCCGCCCUCAGUCCCUGCCUACAAAGGUUCUUGUGAUUGGGAUGCUGGGCAUGGCGGCUAAUGUUCCCUUGGGUAUAUGGAGAGAACAUACCAAGAAAUUUUCACCAGCAUGGUUUGCUGCAGUCCAUGCAGCUGUUCCAUUCAUAGCAAUGCUAAGGAAAUCUGUCUUGAUGCCUAAAUCAGCUAUGGCAUUUACUAUUGCCGCAUCAGUGUUAGGUCAAGUAAUUGGUUCCAGGGCUGAGAGGUACAGGCUGAAGGCAGUUGCUGCUUCCAAGGAGUCUAUACCAGAAACCUCUGAUGUUGGUUCUCUCCAGUUACCAGUGUCCAAAACAAAAGACAAACACUGCGGUGAUGCUGUAGACUGGAAUGGAGUUUCUCUGCAGCUGGCAGCAACUUCAUCAACUGAUGUAUUCUGCUGA
This is a messenger RNA of Sphenostylis stenocarpa, 1032 nucleotides long. NCBI's taxonomy places the organism in Eukaryota, Viridiplantae, Streptophyta, Magnoliopsida, Fabales, Fabaceae. The record is from the annotation of a GenBank genome assembly.